This is a messenger RNA of Eleginops maclovinus (Patagonian blennie), 1196 nucleotides long. RefSeq names its product centrin 3 (gene cetn3). The transcript has 5 exons. The record is from RefSeq and is a predicted model, not a curated record. NCBI's taxonomy places the organism in Eukaryota, Metazoa, Chordata, Actinopteri, Perciformes, Eleginopidae. Gene Ontology annotation, cellular component: microtubule organizing center. Gene Ontology annotation, molecular function: microtubule binding; calcium ion binding. Bases 164 to 667 code for a protein of 167 amino acids. Gene Ontology annotation, biological process: spindle pole body duplication.
CCAAUCAGAGAGCACCUUCUUCCCUAGCAACCAAUGGGAAGCCUCCGUGUGAGCGCGCGGCGGAUACACGGUUUGUUGUUGUUUUGUGUUGCAGAGAAACCUGUGAGUUUAGCGAAAAAAACGGCUUGUUUUUACCGUUUUAACGUAUUACCACCCACCUGAAAUGAGUGUAUCUUUAAGAACUGAUGUUGCUGCAGACAAAACGAAGCGCAAGAAGAGGAGAGAGCUCAGCGAGGAUCAGAAACAUGAGAUCAAAGAAGCGUUCGAGCUGUUCGACACCGACAAAGAUAAAGAAAUUGAUUAUCACGAGCUCAAGGUGGCGAUGCGUGCGCUCGGUUUUGAAGUGAAGAAAGUCGACGUUCUGAAGAUCCUUAAAGAUUACGACAGAGAGGGGAAUGGUAAAAUUACCUUUGAGGAUUUCAAUGAAGUUGUGACCGACCGGAUCCUGGAGCGAGACCCGAAGGAGGAGAUCCUGAAGGCCUUCAAGCUGUUCGAUGAUGACGAGUCGGGGAAGAUCAGCCUGAGGAACCUAAGGCGAGUCGCUCGAGAACUCGGGGAGAACAUCAGCGACGACGAGCUGCGCAGCAUGAUCGACGAGUUCGACGGGGACGGAGACGGAGAAAUAAAUCAGGAGGAGUUCCUCUCCAUCAUGACCGGAGACUCAUGAGGAGAUUUAGAGAAUCUGAGGACGUCUGGAGCUGAUUGGUCGUCUAAAGAGUGACUGAACAUCUGUCAGAGUGUGUGGAGGUGAGCGAGUGUGUGGAGGUGAGCGAGCGAGUGUCAGCUCCCUCUUUAAGAGCCGACUAGACAGAACUGACUCUUGAUUUACACUUCAUUCAUCCCAUUAAAGCAGCUGAGUUUCUGAUGUGAGCUGUUGACAUCAGGCUGCUCUUUAAUUCAGAUUUACUCCAAGUGUUGUUGACUUUUAUAUGAUACUGUCUUCAUAAAAACUUCAGUAAACCUUAAAAGAAUGAAGCAAAAGUGAAAACCUAUUCAGACUGAGAUGACCUCGGUGUUAGUCUAGUUGAUCUAUUUGUGAAAUCUGAGGGAAAAAACGUAUCGUCGAUUCUUAAACUGAUUCUUUAGGUUACACACAUUUCAUUCUGCAGGUUUUUUGACUGCUUGUAUCUGAAGUUUACGUAACGUGAGUGUUUGUGCUAUUUAUUUUGUAUGAAAAUAAAUCUGUUUGCCCAGAA